Messenger RNA from Melanaphis sacchari, 1194 nucleotides. RefSeq lists its product as uncharacterized. NCBI's taxonomy places the organism in Eukaryota, Metazoa, Arthropoda, Insecta, Hemiptera, Aphididae. The transcript has 6 exons. The record is from RefSeq and is a predicted model, not a curated record. Bases 1 to 1194 code for a protein of 397 amino acids.
AUGUGGCAUAAAAACGAUGAACUCUAUCGGCCGCAGCCAUGUUGGUCGAACCAUCAUUGUACACGAAUUCAACACCAUUACGAAAAUAAUGGAAUCGAAACGCUGCAUACAUCAGGAAAUAGUUUUAUCGAUAUCGACCAUCAUCAAGAUCACAUAUAUUAUCCAUUUUCUUAUAUUAUGAUCGACGAUAACGUUCAAGAACAAGAUCAUCAUCAUCAUCAUCAUUAUACAUUUCCUCAAAUCUUGAUGAACCGUCCAUUACCACCACCAACACCAGAACCAUCAACUCUAACACCUUUAAUGUUAUCUUCACCACCUAUUCCAGACUCUUAUAAUGUUCACCAACCAUUUACCCCUAUGAUGCAACAAUCUCGACAACCAUCACUUCUACCACUAGCACCAGAAUCAUCACUUGCAGUUGGCUGCAGUACCAUUCAGCAACGAUACCAGCAACGUAUAAAUUAUUACGAUUACAGUGAAAGAAGCUCCGAGGAAGCGGCUACCAAAAUGAUAAAAAAUGAUUCACCUUCAACAUGUUUAAGUCGACUACAUCUAGGAGAAAGAACUAUUGACAACAGUAUGAAGUCAACUGUCAUUUUUAAUAAAAACACGUAUCAACAGCAAACAUCAAAUAAUAUCAAUAAAUUGUCAGAGCAAGCAAACGAAAUCAAAACACAGUUUGAAAUCACACUGGACGAAGAUAAAGUAGUAGACGUGUGCAAACGAACUAUAUUGGCUGCUUUCAAUAAAGUCAUAAUUAACAAUUUUGAAUCUGCUUUGUUCAAAUUACGUAAGACUAUACGAAUAUUGGACGUAUUGAUGUUUGACGAAGGCGGCAGCAAAAUCAGGGCCAAAAUCGAUACUGUCGGGCCAUGGUUGGAAACAUUGAAAGAUAUGGAACGAAAAAUCAAACAAAAUCAACAGAACUUACACAAUAAUGGCAGUCACGAUCCCGAUAAUAGUGAAAAAACAAGAUCAGAAGACGGCUAUAACAAUCAACUAAGACAACUAACCAAUAAUAGGAGCAGUAGAAAUAAUAGCAUUAAUAAUGAAAACAGAGGUCUUUUAAAUCAAUUUUGGUGGAAAUCAAACUUAAGACGUUAUCGAACUACUGGAAAGAUUAUUGUAGAACAACAUAGAUGUAAAUGUUAUACAAACCGUCGUCGAUACAGAAGAAACAAUCCAUAUUUAUAA